Messenger RNA from Rhagoletis pomonella (apple maggot), 1064 nucleotides. Its product is annotated as TANK-binding kinase 1-binding protein 1-like. NCBI's taxonomy places the organism in Eukaryota, Metazoa, Arthropoda, Insecta, Diptera, Tephritidae. The transcript has a single exon. The record is from RefSeq and is a predicted model, not a curated record. Bases 180 to 1064 code for a protein of 294 amino acids.
CAGGGUGGCAGCUGCAAGACAGCAAAAAGAGAAGCCGCAGGUGUAGACCGCCUCCACUUCCGCCCUCCGGUCAACCGGGAGCCCUUGACGACCACCAUCGAGCUGGUCUUAGUGGAUCGGGGGUCAAGUGGUAUCUCCGGUACCUGGAGCAGGGGAAGAAGCCGAGCGUAGCCCGCGCAAUGGCGGAAGUAAGGCAAGAGGUGGAGAAAGAGGCACAAGAGAGUGGUAAGACGGCUGCAACCGCUGGUAUGCAGCAGAGAGGUGAACUACCCGCGCCUGCUGAAAAGCAGAGAAGCGGGCAACAGCAUCAGAGACCCGCGCCUGCUGAAAAGCAGAGAAGCGGGCAACAGCAGCAGAGACCCGCGCCUGCUGAAAAGCAGAGAAGCGGGCUACAGCAUCAGAAACCCGCGCCUGCUGAAAAGCAGAGAAGCGGGCAACAGCAGCAGAGACCCGCGCCCGCCAAAUGGCGGAGAAGCGGGGAACCUACAGGUACCACAACAGGCUCAACAACAGCUACUCCAAAACGCACCAGCCUACAGGUCACACCACCUGAGCCACCGUCCCCCAAACGGCCGCGGGGGCUCCCACCCCCUCCAACAGAGUCUAGGGGCUUGGAUGGGUCCGCGGGCCAGGGUCAGCCACAGGAGGGAAUCACUAAGCAGCCUAGCUAUUCAGAUGCUCUUAAAGGCAUCCGGGUGGCUGUACUGCCAUGUGAUUACCCUGCUGCUGCCCUAAGCCCUGAGGACCUGACCAAACUCCAGGACGCCAUCAUGGAUGAGGUCCUUAAAGGGUGGAAGCACGCACUGGUCUUUUGUGGGGUAUUUUUCAGGUCAGGUAUGCUCCUUGUGGACUGCAAGGAUGAGCGGACCGCAGCAUGGCUGGUGGAUAAGGCACCAAACAUUGAGGGAUGGGAGGGGCCCGCGUUAUGUACCAAGAGGGGGGAUGAUAUCCCGCCGGUGCAUAAUAUCUCGGUGUUCUUCCCAAGAUGCGCCGAUAAAUCGGCGGAGUACGUGCUGGGACUCAUCAAGGCCCAGAAUGAGGACAUCCACACUGCUGCGUGGUAG